GCUGUUUAAGCCCUGUCUGGUCCGGCCGGUGGGCCCGUGAAGCGCCAGCGGUCUGACCGGGGCAGCGCCUCAGUCGCCGAGGUUGUUCAGGAAGGAGAAACUUCACAGCCUUUCGAAAUACAAAACUGAUUCCCAUGGAAACAUCCUCAUCCUCUGAUGACAGUUGUGACAGUUUUGGUUCUGAUAAUUUUGCAAACACAAAAUCCAAAUUUAGAUCGGAUAUUAAAGAAGAACUAGCAAAAAUUUUUUAUGAAGCCUCGGAUGAUGAAUCUUUCUGUGGCUUUUCAGAAAAUGAGGUUCAAGAUGCAUUGAAAUUGGAAUCGGAUUCAGAUGAGACUGAUGCAAGUGCUGAAAGUGAUAGAGAGCAGAGAGGACAGAAAUGCCCUGUUCCUCUGAAAGUAGCCAUGAAGUUUCCACCUCGAAGAUCAGAAAGAAGGAAGGGUGGGAUGGAGCCGGUUCCUGAAACACCAAUGCCUGCUCCAGAUUCAGAUUCUGACACUGAAGAAAACGGUGCUAUGUUUUUAGAAAAAAGAGCUUUAAACAUAAAGGAAAACAAAGCAAUGCUUGCAAAACUAAUGGCUGAGUUGCAAAAUGUUUCUGGUAUCUUUGGUGGAAGAAAAUCGUUGCCAGCUGUCAGUCAUCAGGGACCAAAGCGGCUUCCAAGGCGUUCAUUGCCCACGUGUGCCUUGAGGAGGAACCCAGACCGGAGUUCUCGGCCUCACACAAGGUCCAGGUCCUUGAUUGAAGGUCCUCCUACUCUGGAUAUAGAAGAGGAAGAAGAUGACCGGUACAUCUUAGUUAGAAGAAGAAAGAUGUCUGAUGAAUACCUGGAGAAUGAGGCCCGUACUCCCAGGAGGGGUCACCGUGGUGCCAUGGCUUUUCCACAUGUUGUGCGCCCAGUUGAGGACAUAACAUCAGAAGAGCUGGAUAAUAUUUGUGGAUCUGCAAGAGACAAAGUAUAUAACAGGGCCAUAGGAUCCACCUGUCAUCAAUGUCGCCAAAAAACCAUAGACACCAAGACAAAUUGUCGUAACCCUGAUUGCGUAGGAGUGCGGGGCCAGUUCUGUGGGCCGUGCCUCCGCAACAGAUACGGGGAAGAUGUCAGAACAGCACUGCUGGACCCGACAUGGAGGUGCCCCCCGUGUCGUGGAAUCUGCAACUGUAGCUUCUGCAGACAACGAGAUGGCAGAUGUGCUACAGGUGUCCUGGUCUAUCUGGCCAAGUACCACGGCUUUGACAAUGUCCAUGCCUACUUGAAAAGUCUGAAACAAGAACUUGGAAUGGAAGACUGAAGCUGUGACUGCCUUUAAAUUACAUACUCUUUCACCAAUGUAAUAUUAUUGCCUGCAGUGAAUUGUUUAAUCAAAUGACAUUACAAAGUGCCUUCCCUGCUUCCCUUUCGUUUUGGGUAAAAAAGGAUAAAAACCUUUCAUUUAUUUCAGUAUAAAUUAAUGCAGGUCUUUAUCCACGGGCCAUUGUUCUCUCUUUAAACAACUUUGCAAAUCAGAUAGCAUCAGUCCUUGUUUUCAUGACGGUAACUUCUUUUCUUCUUCCUGAAAGGAGAUUGGGCUUUAAGUCAUUAAAGUUUAAGUUUCACUCAUGCAGCAAUCUAUGCUGCAGGUUUACUUAUGCUCCAAAAUUGGUUACAAAAAUAGAGAGAUGUUCUGAAAACUUGGGGCGGUUUUCUUCACAGAACCAAGCAGCCAACUUCUGCAAUGCAGACGCUUCAUGAUCAAAUGGGAUUGUAGAAUUCUCUGAAACAGCAGCAUGUUCUUAAGUUAAAAAAGGAAGCCCUGUAAGUUGCAGCUGAGCAGUCUCCAAGCACUAAUAGUUGAUUUUAUAGAGUACUAAAGGUUCACACUGGCUAUUUCAAAGGAGAUUCUCUGAAUUAAAAAGUGCAGUAGACACCGUUUGACGUGGCACUUUGUUUUUGCGCAGAUGACAGGAGGCCACUGCUGAAAGCUUCCACAACACUAGCAUUGCCUACUGGUGACGGUGAUAGGAACGUGCUGGUAUGCACUGUGUAGUGUCCCUGUGAUAAAUUACUGUUUUGGUGGACUCUUUUCCCUGUUCCUGCUGCAGCUGCAGAGCUGCUUUGCAGAGUCAGCAUAGGUCCUGGGGAAGAGGGAUACCUCCAGACCAGGGCUUGAUCAAGUAGAGGGUUGGUAGUUCAUGUGGCUGUUGGCCAUCCUUGAGUGGAGGAAAGGUGGUAACUUGUUCAGUUUGGUUAUCAGGAAAACAGGCAAUGAAUGUUUCUGUAUCUGGCUCUUUGUGAUUGUGGAAGAUUCUUUCACAUGACAUUUGUGAAAUAUGAGUACAGCAGAAAUGGAGCUGAAGAAUUCUGAUACACUGAGCACGUAGGGGUCUCCUGUACUCUGUUGUAGAAAAGAAGGUGCCAUGAAAAUUGCAUCCAGAGAACCAUAAAGGGUCUAAAUGUGCUUAGUUUGUUAGGGAAGCUACUGUGUAAGCUUUUUAUAAGGUUUAGAAUGUAAUGCUAUAAAUAAUGUACAGUUGAAUAGUAGAAGAAUCAACAUGGGUUUACACUUCUGUGCUUGCACAGUAUUUGCACUGUGUGUAUACAAAAUGAUCCACAAUUCAUACCUUUCUGGGAACUGCAUCAGUGUGUGUGGGAAGGGAGGAGAGGAAUUUAGAAACAACAGAUAUUUAUGUCUCAGACUUCCAGUUCUGUUAUCAUAAAUCAUCUCUCCUAUUGCAAAUCUCCUGUCCUCUCUUUGUCUGUUUUUAUAGUGUGAAUAGCUGUGCAAUCUGAGGUGUGGAGAGUGCUCUUCCCUCUAGGUACAUUUUGUGAAGAAGGAACUCAUUUUAGAAAUACAUGUUCUGACAGAUAAAA
Cyanistes caeruleus (blue tit) is the source of this 2851-nucleotide messenger RNA. It is a transcript of the gene CDCA7, whose product is annotated as cell division cycle associated 7. Lineage: Eukaryota; Metazoa; Chordata; Aves; Passeriformes; Paridae. Gene Ontology annotation, cellular component: nucleus. Gene Ontology annotation, biological process: regulation of DNA-templated transcription. The record is from RefSeq and is a predicted model, not a curated record.